AUAAUACUCGCUCCGCUCAUUGUUGGCACAGGCCCAGGGCCACAGCCUCAGCCCGUCAUCCUCCUCAUCUUCCCUUCUUCCUUUCCUUCGCAGAGACCCUGUGAUUCUUCUCUUCUUCCUUUUUUCCCUCUUUUGAUCCUUGCGGCCUGGAAGCUCGUUGUCAUUCUUUCUCCCUCCACGGUUGUCCUCCAGCCGUCUCCGAGUAUACACAUACUUGACGUUCCUUUCUCACCUCACAUUCCUUUACGCGCUUGCGCUCUUUUCGCCCCGAAACGCGCCUCAUCGCUUUGACAGUACUCGAAGAAGACAUUCCCAAUACCGCUCAUCCUGCUCACUUGCGAAACGUCGGUUCAUCAACGUCUAUCCCAGACCCUAAAACUCGACCUGCUAAAUCGCCGGGCAUAUGUCUCUUGUUUGAAUAUCGGGUUACAGCGGAUAUCGUGUCGGUGAAGGACGAGACACACCUGCAAAAACUACAAAAUGGUACACGCUCACGGCCAUCACGGCCACACCCAUCUGGAGGCGCGUGACCCAGACGGCAUCACAAUCUAUAUCACCGCGGAACCAACUUUUGAUGGCCCCGUAGCUGGCUACUCGACGGAGGGCCAGGACGACACAACUACAAAGACUGGUGUCGUUGGUGAACCUGUUCGACCCACUCGUUCGAGCACAGAGGAAGAAUCCAAGCCUACGCAGACAAGUACACAUUCUGAGGACGACGAUGACGACGACGACGAUGAUGAGGAGGAAGAUGAGACCACCACAACCCGAGCGCCAUCUCGAACUACAACCCGAACAGUAGAACCUACCGAAGUGACUACAACCCAGACCACGACAGAUGACUCGACAACAACGACUACUCACACCACCCUCUCUACAAUCACGUCGACCAGCACUGACUCCGACGAGACUAGUACGACCACCACUAUUGUCGCCGAUGAGGCCACUGCAACAGGUUCCCUUGCCGCCGUUGGCUCUGGCUCCGAGGGCAUGUCAUCGGGCGCGAAAGCGGGUAUUGCUAUAGGCGUGAUCCUCGGUGUCAGUUUGAUUGCUGGUUUGAUCUUCUUCUUUAUAUGGAAGAAGAAAAAGCAACAGCAGCAGGGGCAAGAGCUGGAAGAAAACGACGCACCAAACGAAAAGUCGUAUGGAGGCUACAGCUCACCACCCCAACAGCAACCGCAACAGCAACUGCAGCCAACUCUCCCACCUAUAGCCCAGUCCAGUCCUCCCCAGCUCAAUGUGCGACCCGUCACUCAAUUCGCUCCGGACUUGACCCCAAUCCAAGGUGGUGUCACACCCGUAUCCACAGUCAGCACAGCAGCAGCUAUCGCACCAGCCGCCGCUCUAUCGCGUAACCUCACCGGUAACUCACCACCUCAGACCCCACAAAUGCACACACCGCAAUCCAGUGUGAGCACCCGAGACCCUUUCCGCGAUCCGGUCAAUCCAUUCGGUAGCCAGGCAGAGGUCCCUCCCUCCCCUGUCUCUGCUAUCACCAACGCCUCGACUCCCAGCCAGCAGCCAGAAAUCUCCCCUGUAGCUACUGGACCAAGCCCUGUCGCCUCACUGUCCGCUCCUGCCGGACCAGCACCAAGUGCAUCUCCAUCGGGGGAAGAUAUUGGGUCUGCAGCCGCCGCUGCCACUGCGGCUGGUGUCAUGGUUGGUGCUGCCGUCGUUGCUGCCGCUGCUCACAGCAGCGAAAAAGAUGCGCCAAGCCGUCCUGCAAGCUCCGAUUCAGAGGCCUCUUCAAUUCCUGCUCCUACGGCUCCUAACUCCAACAUUGUUGACCCAGCCUCCACCCCAGUCCCACUACCUGGUGCUGGGGCUGCUGCCAUGCCGACAAACGUACACCGUGUACAGCUAGAUUUUGCGCCCUCAAUGGAUGAUGAGCUGGAACUCCAUGCUGGUCAACUGGUUAGGCUCUUACACGAGUAUGAUGACGGCUGGGCUCUCUGUGUAAGAUUGGAUCGGUCGCAACAAGGAGUGGUGCCUCGCUCCUGUCUUUCGGCGCGUCCUGUGAAGCCUCGCGCUCGACCGCCGCCCGGCGCUGGUCCUGGUCCUGGUCCUGGUCCUGGUCCUGGUCCUGGCCCUGCCCCUGGGCCUGGCCCACGUGGUCCUCCAGGACCUCAGGGCCCUCCAGGCUCGCCAGCAAUGGGACCUGCUGGCCGUAUGCCUCAACCUCCGCGUUUCUAUCCUCAGGAUGGUAGCAGACCUAGUUCGCCCUCAUCUCGUCCAAUGUCUCCAGCCCGCCCUAUGUCUCCCGCUCGUCCAAGAUCUCCUGCACAAGGCCCAUACGGACCUCCACCCCCUCACAUCCAGCCUCCUCGAUCCAUGUCUCCGGCCCAAUUCCCACAAGUCCCAAGGUCAUAUUCUCCAGGGCCUGGGCCUCGACCAGUGCCACGAUCAAUGAGCCCUGGGCCCUAUGGACCUCCAGGCCUGCGGAGACCGGAAAUGCCCGCUGCCAAUCAACGACAACGUAGCAACAGCACCGGAGGCGCCAUUGGCUCAAAUCCCCGGGCGCCUGCCGGGCCAGGUUCGAGUCCUCUAGCUGCUCCUGUUGCACCACCCCCAUCGAGUGCUCUUCCGGCGAUUCCCACAAACCCAGCACCUGCUCCUACCAACGACGCAUGAACUAGCCGACAAUCACAUUCCUGAAACUCAAUCGAGCGCCUUGGAACCAGACCAGCAAUAUUGCCGCCAAAAGGAGAGCACGCGAGUUCUUUUCCCCUAGUGGCCGCCGCUGUGACCCAACUUCUUCUAUACUUGCUCUUUUUUCGUCACCUAUCCCACUUCAACACUUGGUUUUCUCCAACUUUGAUUUCACUUUUCAUGCUGACGUUUCAAACCCCCACGCUUCUUCAUUGAACGAAACAGCAAGCGCGGGAACCUAGCCUUGCUCCUUUCCCUCCUCGUUGAAGGAAGACGCGUAUGUCCGUUUACGGGAUAUACCCCUUAUAUUUGUAAGAUCUUCUUGUUACUGAUAGCGAUCACUAUCAAGUUGUGCCUAGUUUUCACUCGAAUCGCUCUGUAUGGCACAUUUUCUUGAGACGCUGAUUCAGUAUUCCGUACUAUCUGG
This is a messenger RNA of Aspergillus calidoustus, 3076 nucleotides long. NCBI's taxonomy places the organism in Eukaryota, Fungi, Ascomycota, Eurotiomycetes, Eurotiales, Aspergillaceae. The record is from the annotation of a GenBank genome assembly.